AUGCCUUCCGCCAUUUCCCGACGCCAGAUGUCUCCAGAGUUCAAGAUCGGCUACAUGCCAGACUUAUCACCGUCCUUGCUGAACUUUGACGAUCCUCAUCGUUUUAUGCCUUCCGACGACCAAUUGCUCUUCGACAUGGAGGACGUGUCCUUUACUCACGACGCGUCAUCAGGACCAUUUUCGUGGGACUUGAAGAAUGACACGGAUUCUGAUAUCAAGCCCGCCUAUUAUACUGCGGGACCUUCUCCAUUGUCGUCCAACUACGAUUAUCUUUCUCAAGCUUCACCAACUGACAGCUUCUAUGAUCCAUCUGCCUAUUUGACUCAUGAAGACUCCACAUCUUUCGAUAACAAUCUAUUUGGAAGUUGGAUUCAUGAACCAGAAUUGAUUCCCAUUCCAUCACCCGUCGCUCCCAUACCCAUUUCACCCAAUGACCCCCAAAAUCUGGAGCCUUUCUUCACUUUUGGUGAGCGGUCACACUUCCCGCAGGACCAUGGACUUUCUCCCAGCGAAUUUGCCGCUCUGCAACCUCUUCCGAUGUCCCCAUCGUCGUCCUACGAAGAAAGCCACGCUUUCCCUCGGCAACGGGUAGACUCGAUGACUUCCAUUUCUCCCGCUGAUAUCUCGGCAGUUCAGACACCUGAAUGGGUAUCUUUGUUCGAUAACACGGCUACGCCGAGCUCAAUAUCAAUCCGCACUCCUGCUUCAUCUCGCCCGUCUGUACGCCAUUCUCCGAUCUCAUCAGACGGUGUACAACGUAUCAGGAUGCCCCGACGCGCUUCUAUUACCUCUAGUCAAUUAUUUCAGUCGGCAAGCGCGCCAUCUCAUAGCCAUCUCCAGACGCAGUCGCGCUCUGCGUCUAGUAUGGCAAGUCGACGAGCUGAGUCCGUCAGCCUGAGCGAUGACCGAGACGCGACUGUCCGGCGACGGAGGAAAGUGUCGAAUACGUCUGUCGAGGAACACGAGAAGUCUGACAAGCCGAAUGAUUCUGUUCCUACUAAAUCUGCUUUGCGUCCUCCAAAGUUGGCGCCAUCGGCAUGGCAAUUGUAUUUUACCGACUGGAUACAACGACAACAGGCUUCUAAUACGCGCAAGCUCAACGUGGCCCAAGCAGCCAAGGAAGCCGGUCAAGAGUAUGCAUCCCUAAGUGCAGAAGAGAAGGAGCCCUAUAAACUUCGUUCACAGGCGAUGAAGGAAGCUAGAGAGCGUGAACACGCUGCUUACAUGCGAACACUUACUCCAGAUGAUAUCAAGCGCGAGAACGUGUUCCGUGCUGCGCAACGGAAAGCCGGCAAGUCAAGAAAGAGCAACAUCAAGGACCCGAAUGCUCCCAAGAAGCCUUUGAGCGCCUACUUCAUGUUCCUUCAGCGUAUCCGCGCGAAUCCUCAGCUUGUCCAAAAAGUGUUCGGUGAUGAGACAGAGACGACGAAACAGAGUGUUCUUGCUGCGGCGAAGUGGAGAUCUAUGACCGAUGAUGAACGCAAGCCGUUCUUGGCUCAAGCUGAACAAGAGAAGAUGGAAUACGAGGCUGCGCGAAGGCUGUACGAGGAAGGUACUACGGGCUACGGAACGAGUAUCAGUUUCAGCAUAUUGCCAGGAAGUCCCAUCUACCAACCUGCCAAGCUAGAGUCGGAGAGUGAGAGCGACAGUGGCUCUGCUGUAGAUGGCUUUCACCGGUUCUGA
Messenger RNA from Lentinula edodes (shiitake mushroom), 1683 nucleotides. RefSeq names its product putative HMG1 protein. NCBI's taxonomy places the organism in Eukaryota, Fungi, Basidiomycota, Agaricomycetes, Agaricales, Omphalotaceae. Bases 1 to 1683 code for a protein of 560 amino acids. The record is from RefSeq and is a predicted model, not a curated record. The transcript is spliced from 4 exons.